This is a messenger RNA of Epinephelus moara (kelp grouper), 1384 nucleotides long. Its product is annotated as major histocompatibility complex class I-related gene protein-like. Gene Ontology annotation, cellular component: external side of plasma membrane. The record is from RefSeq and is a predicted model, not a curated record. Gene Ontology annotation, biological process: immune response. Lineage: Eukaryota; Metazoa; Chordata; Actinopteri; Perciformes; Serranidae.
UUCCACCCCCCUCCCCACCAGAGUAAGUUUGGUACAGUCCCUAACUGAGUUGAGUCGGAGCAGACACUCCCACAGGCACUGCAUGAACAGAGGACACAACGGGUGGACCAUCUCGGUCCUUUACUCACAAAUCUUUAUCAAAACAAGAUGAUAAAGUUACUUUUGUUGCUUCUCUUCUGUCAUGUUUCAUCUCCAGUGAAGCACUCUAUGAAGGUUUUCUUCACUGCGUCCUCUGGAGUCCCAGAGUCCCACAACUUCCCAGAGGUUGUGGCUGUUAUGCUGAUUGAUGACGUUCAGGCGGGUUACUGUGACAGCAGAAUCAAGACAGCAUUAGCCAAACAGGACUGGAUGGAAAAAUUAAAAGAAGAGGAUCCACAGUACUGGCAGUUGUACACACAGGAGUGUAAGGUGUACCAGCAAGUCUUUAAAGAUGAAUUCCACAUUUUGAAGCAGCGCUUGAACCAAACUGGAAGUGUCCACAUUCUACAGAAAUUGCAUGGUUGUGAAUGGGAUGAUGAGACUGAAAGGGUUCUUGGAUAUCAACAGUAUGGUUAUGAUGGAGCAGACUUCCUAACAUUUGACUUAGACACAGAGUCAUGGGUGGCUUCAAAACCACAAGCUGUCAUCACCAAACACUUCUGGGACAGACAGAGAGCCAGAAAUGAGCUUUGGAAGAAUUACCUCACCCAGUUUUGUCCUGAAUGGCUGAGGAAGCAUCUGAACUUUGGGAGGAGCUUCCUGCUGAGAACAGACCUUCCCUCAGUGUCUCUCCUCCAGAAGUCUGAUUCCUCUCCAGUCAGCUGCCACGCUACAGGUUUCUUCCCAGAUAGCGCCAUGAUGUUCUGGAGGAAAGAUGGAGAGGAGAUUCAUGAGGACGUGGACCACGGAGAGAUCCUCCCCAACCAUGAUGGAUCCUUCCAGAUGAGUGUUGACCUGAACCUUUCAUCAGUCCCACCUGAAGACUGGAGGAGGUACGACUGUGUGUUUCAUCUCUCUGGUGUGAAGGAUGACAUCAUCACCAAACUGGACAAAGCAGUGAUCAGGACCAACUGGGUAAGACUNUUUCUGAUUUCAGGCAAAAGUCCCCCACCUUCUCCUGACAACAACUACGAGCUCUGUCUGAGACUGAAUCCAGAGACCUGAUUGUGAAAAACAAAGUGAACACUUUGAUAUGUGUCAUAUUAUAAAGCUAAACUAAACUAAAACUAAAAGAGACUGAAAGAAAGCUUCUUGUUGUAAAAGUGAAGAAGUACACUUUAUUUGCUUGAUAUUUAAAUGUAAUAAUUUUAUUUCACAUUGUAAAUUUAUGUUUAAUGUUUAUUGUAUUAUAUAUUUAUUAAUCAAUUUUACAUUGAUGCAACAAUGUGUUGCUUGUCUGUUUUUU